GUUUAAGAUAAGAGAAGGCGACAAGCCUAAGUGGAGUUUACUCGGUGAAAUCGGAGACUCUGGAUUUCACCGGGACCACCGUGUUGAACUAGCCUUUGCACCAUUCUUCACUUCCCUUUCCCUUUCCGACCCCGCCACUCACUCUCUCUCCCAAUCCUUCUCCGCCACCACUUCAAUUCCCCAGUCAACUCACCAUCCUUCAAAUUCAACAACCUCGUUCCCUUUUCCGAACCCCUUCUGAACUCAGCUCUACUCUGAACGCAUUCUUCCAUGAACGGUAUUCCCAAACACGAGCGCCGAUGGGCGUCCGACACCGUUCCGGAGAAAGUACCAUUCCGAAGCACCGGAACUUCGCCGGGAACUGACACCAGUUCAGUCACCGGCGAGUACGUUGAGGUCACUCUCGACCUUCAAGACGAUCACACCAUCGUUCUCCGCGGCAUUGAGCCGGUCACUGUCAAUAUCGUCGACGACGGUGUCGCCACGAGCGGGAACGGAACUCCGGCGUUGUCGCCGACGAUCAGGAGAAGCUCCUCCAACAGGUUUCGCCAGUUCUCGCAGGAGCUGAAAGCCGAGGCGGUGGCCAAGGCGAGGCAAUUCUCGCAGGAGCUUAAGGCGGAGCUACGACGGUGGAGCCACGGCGGGUCUGAAACGGCGGUGGUUGCUCGAGAUCUUCGGAAGCAGCGCGCUCAGCUUGACCGGAAUCGGUCCGGUACUAAGAAAGCGCUUCGCGGAUUGAAAUUCAUCAGCGGCAAAUCCAACGGCGUUGAUGCCUGGAACGAGGUGCGGAGCAAUUUCGAUAAACUUGCCAGAGACGGUUAUCUCCAUCGCAACGAUUUUGCCCAAUGCAUAGGAAUGGGGGAUUCUAAGGAGUUUGCUCUGGAAUUAUUCGAUGCUCUGAGUCGAAGACGAAGAUUGAAGGUUGAAAUGAUCAACCGGGAGGAGCUUUACGAGUUCUGGUCGCAAAUUACCGAUCAAAGUUUUGAUUCGCGGCUUCAGAUCUUCUUCGACAUGGUGGACAAGAACGAAGAUGGAAGAAUCACAGAGGAAGAAGUUAAAGAGAUCAUCAUGCUAAGCGCUUCAGCCAAUAAGUUAUCCAGAUUGAAGGAGCAGGCCGAAGAGUAUGCAGCUCUAAUUAUGGAAGAGUUAGACCCUGAAAGACUGGGUUUCAUUGAGCUAUGGCAAUUGGAGACACUUCUGUUACAAAAGGACACAUAUUUCAACUACAGCCAAGCUCUAAGCUACACAAGUCAAGCUUUGAGCCAGAACCUGCAAGGACUAAUGAUGAGAAGUCCGAUACGUAGGAUGAGCCGGAGGUUGCUCUACUAUUUGCAAGAAAAUUGGAAGAGACUGUGGAUUUUAACAUUGUGGAUUUUCAUAAUGAUUGGGCUGUUUACUUGGAAGUUCAUUGAGUACAAGCGAAAGGAUGCUUCUCAUAUCAUGGGUUACUGUCUACUCACAGCCAAAGGUGCGGCUGAGACCCUGAAGUUCAACAUGGCACUUAUACUCUUGCCCGUGUGCAGAAACACCAUAACUUGGCUCAGGUCUACCAAGCUGGCUUACGUUGUACCUUUUGAUGAUAACAUCAACUUUCAUAAGACAAUUGCCGCGGCCAUAGUGAUUGGAGUUAUACUUCACGCCGGGGAUCACCUUGCUUGUGAUUUUCCCAGACUUGUAAAUUCCCCUCAAGAUAAAUAUAAUAAGUAUUUGAAUGGCGUAUUUGGCGAUCAUAAACCCAGUUACGGAGACCUUGUUAAAGGGGUUGUGGGUGUGACUGGAAUUUCGAUGGUGUUUUUUAUGGCAAUAUCAUUUAUACUUGCAACAAAAUGGUUCAGGAGAAAUAUCAUUAAGCUGCCUAAACCAUUUAAUAGGCUCACUGGUUUCAAUGCAUUCUGGUAUUCACACCAUCUAUUUGUCAUUGUCUAUAUCCUGCUCAUCAUUCACGGUUUAAAUCUUAAACUUGUGCACGGACGGUUCCAUCAAACGACAUGGAUGUAUGUUGCAGUUCCAGUUUUACUUUAUGCGGGAGAAAGAACACUCAGAUUCUUACGGUCUGGUUUCUCCACAGUCCGUCUUAUAAAGGUUGCAAUUUAUCCUGGAAAUGUUCUCACAUUGCAAAUGUCGAAGCCACCCCAAUUUCGUUACAAGAGUGGACAAUACAUGUUUAUUCAAUGUGCUGCUGUUUCUCCAUUUGAGUGGCAUCCUUUUUCUAUUACCUCAGCCCCUGACGAUGACUACCUGAGUGUUCACAUACGGCAACUGGGAGAUUGGACGCAGGAGCUUAAAAGGGUAUUCUCUCAGGCCUGUGAGCCUCCUGUAACUGGGAAGAGCGGGCUUCUAAGGGCUGAUGAGACCACCAAGAAAAGUUUACCCAAGCUUAGAAUAGAUGGACCUUACGGUGCGCCAGCUCAGGACUAUACAAAAUAUGAUGUCCUGUUACUUGUCGGUCUAGGAAUAGGAGCCACACCUUUUAUCAGCAUUCUAAAAGAUCUUCUCAACAACAUUAUCAAAAUGGAGGAGCUAGCGGAUUCGGUCUCUGGUUCAAGUAGAUGUUCAGACCUCAGCAUUGGGAGCACAGAUUCACCAUCUCUGAAUAGAACUUCUCCUAAACGGAAGAAAACACUGAAGACCACCAACGCUUAUUUCUACUGGGUAACUAGAGAACAAGGCUCUUUCGACUGGUUUAAAGGGGUCAUGAAUGAAGUUGCUGAACUUGAUCAAAGGGGUGUUAUUGAGAUGCACAACUACUUGACAAGCGUAUACGAGGAAGGCGAUGCCAGAUCCGCCCUCAUCACCAUGGUACAAGCACUCAACCAUGCUAAAAAUGGUGUUGAUGUUGUUUCUGGGACCAGGGUCCGAACUCAUUUCGCAAGGCCUAACUGGAAGAAGGUUUUCUCUAAAUUGAGUUCUAAGCACUCCAAUGGACGAAUAGGGGUAUUUUAUUGCGGUGCUCCAGUUCUGGCGAAAGAACUAAGCAAGCUCUGUUUCGAGUUCAACGAAAAAGGUCAAACAAAAUUCGAGUUCCACAAGGAGCAUUUUUAAGGAAUGUAGAUGGAGCAUUCCCAUCUAUGCCUGGUGUUAACACAAGUACAUUUGCAGCUUGGGGUUGCAAGAUUAUAAGAUUGUGUUCAAUAAGCUAAAACCUUGUCAAUAGAAGGUGAGGCAUUGUACAUACCGGCCAAUUCAUCACACAUGUGGCGGCGGCGAAAAGGAGAUUACUCCUACUGCUCCUGCAGCAGUGUUGGAUACAUAACUGGCAGAUACAUCCAUAGUAUAGGAUAUUGACAGUUUUGAAAGUGAUAAAAAGAAGUAUACAUAGUGGAAUAGAGGUCAACUUCUAAAGCUAUAGUUUCUUAGGAGAUUUUUUUUUAAAUGUUAUAAAACAUUAAAUUA
Molecule: messenger RNA, 3393 nt
Organism: Lotus japonicus
Lineage: Eukaryota; Viridiplantae; Streptophyta; Magnoliopsida; Fabales; Fabaceae
Product: respiratory burst oxidase homolog protein A-like
Exons: 14
Coding region: 271-3042 (923 amino acids)
Cellular component (GO): plasma membrane
Molecular function (GO): calcium ion binding; peroxidase activity; NAD(P)H oxidase H2O2-forming activity
Source: RefSeq, a predicted model, not a curated record